Molecule: messenger RNA, 1606 nt
Organism: Culex pipiens pallens (northern house mosquito)
Lineage: Eukaryota; Metazoa; Arthropoda; Insecta; Diptera; Culicidae
Product: glycosylated lysosomal membrane protein-like
Exons: 4
Coding region: 180-1367 (395 amino acids)
Cellular component (GO): lysosome
Source: RefSeq, a predicted model, not a curated record
ACACAACACCGCGGUCUUCGUCGCGCACGAGUUGGUCGCGGAAAUUCUUUGUGUGUUAUCAAACCGAAACGUUACUAUCAACUCGAGAGUGUCUGCUGUGUGUGAGUCAAUGAACGCGCGUCUCGCAGCUGCUUGGGGGAGGAUUCCAAAAACAACAGCCGCCCAAAGAUAAUAACGCAAUGUUUACGACGCCGCUAACGCUGCUGUUGCUGCUGGCCGUCGGAAUCUGUCACGGCACGGAAUCGAUCGAACUGGAACGCAAGUUGACCGCCCGGUUGAACCCGCACUGCCCGGAGGACGUGUGCACCCCAAACGGGACCGAUGUGACCGUGAUCCACAUCCGGGCCGAUUCGGCCAAGGACACCAUCCAUUACGUGUGGGAUUUCACCGGCAAGCCAACGAUUCUGGUGGCGCUGACGGACAAAAGCGCCACGUUGGACAUUCAGUGGGACGACUUCCUUGGCGGAAAGCCCGAGUCGGUUCGGUUCAGCAAGCAGCCCGUCUAUACCUUUAUGACGGUCAUUAACAGGAUAUUCCAGUUCGAUGACAUCGGGGACACGGGAACCAUAACGAACCAGUCGAAGGCUUUUGUGUACGACCCGCAUACGUUCGCCUGGAAUCGGACGCUGCUGUGGGCCAGCGAGCGGGAUGUGAUGCUAGCCAUCAACGCUAAAAAUGAUUUUCUGUUCAAGUUGAACGCCUUCUCGAUGCGCGACCACGGGCUGGAUUUUCCCCACCUGCUGCACUCGUCCAACUCGACCCAGGUGGACAUCGUGUUCAACAACGUGAGCUCCAAGUUUGACCGGCCCCGGUUCGCGCUCGAGCUGCUGUUUGUCGUGUCGGAGCAAGCCGUCGCCGGGUCGGACUUUGAGAUCACGAAGCGCAAAAGCCUGGACGACGAGCACACGCCGGGCAUCUUUGAAAUCAUCGACGUGCUGUCGCCGGGGGCGUUCAAGUUUUCCGCCGGUGGGUUCAUCGAGUACAGGCCCGUGUCGUACACCCAUCCGGAGCGGGACGUGUCCACCUCGACGGAGACGCACCAGAGCGAACCGCAGACGGUGGAGUCGCCGGCGAACGCGUUGAACUCUACGCUCGCGUACGCCAUCUACGGGCAGGAGUUGGACCGGCUGCUGGUUCAGGGCAUGAACAUCUCGUUCGGGUUCAGCGGCGACGGGUUCUACACGAAGACGAACUACACCACGAUGACGUUUCAGGUGGGAGUCGGAAUGCCUCCGGUUGAGCAGCUGUCGGCGUUUGUGUUGAUUGUGGCUGGGAUCGGAAUUGGCGUUCCGUUGGUUAUGCUGGUCUUUGGCGGAGGGUACGUUUGCUUGCGAAAGAUGCGGGCCCGGGGUGGAACCAACGUUUGACCGAUUGCGAGCCGCUGCCAUCUGUAUUUUAGCAAGAAUUAUGUUUUAUUUCUCAUUUAGGCUUAAGUGGUUGACUGCGUAGGGGAGAGGAGAGAAACGAUUGUUAAGCUUUUUCUAGGAAAUCCAACAAUAUCAAUGCCUAAACCGUAAGCGAAGUAAAGUAAUCCAAUUGUGAUAGCAGAAUGUAUGAUCGUUGGGCAAAAUAGUAUAAUAAAGUUUAAUUUUCUAGGCAAAUAUAA